AUGGGAGACGUCGCCGUGGAGAGCCCGGCGAGCAGCCUCACGCCUCUUCACAAGCCAGGUGCACUGGACAACCUCGCGAAUCUGGAUUCUCUGGAGGGUACCGGAGCCGAUGGAAGUGAUGAAUACGCCACUCUGAAGAGGCUACAGAGACACCUUGAGUACGUUCCGUCGGAUAAAAGCUUGAAGAGGGAGCUUGUUCGAGCACAGGAAGAGAUUAAGCGGAUACAGAGUGUGCCUCUGGUGAUUGGGCAAUUCAUGGAAGCUAUCGACCAGAACACCGGUAUCGUGCAGAGCUCGACUGGCUCCAACUACGUUGUCCGCAUCCUGUCCACACUCGACCGCGAGAAAUUGAAGCCGUCAUCCUCGGUGGCCCUUCACCGUCACUCCAAUGCGCUGGUCGAUAUCCUCCCCCCGGAGGCCGACUCCUCCAUUGCCAUGCUGGGUGAGAAUGAGAAGCCAGAUGUGACCUACGCCGACGUUGGUGGAUUGGACAUGCAGAAGCAGGAGAUCCGGGAAGCCGUCGAGCUGCCCUUGACACACUUUGAUCUUUACCAACAAAUCGGUAUCGAUCCUCCCCGUGGUGUCUUGCUGUACGGCCCUCCGGGUACCGGUAAGACCAUGCUUGUCAAGGCCGUUGCGAACAGCACAACUGCCAGCUUCAUUCGUGUGAACGGCUCAGAAUUCGUACAAAAGUAUCUGGGUGAGGGUCCUCGUAUGGUUCGUGAUGUUUUCCGUAUGGCGCGCGAAAACUCACCAGCCAUUAUCUUCAUCGAUGAGAUCGAUGCCAUCGCCACGAAGCGUUUUGAUGCCCAAACCGGUGCCGAUCGUGAGGUGCAGCGUAUCCUGCUGGAAUUGCUGAACCAGAUGGAUGGUUUCGAGCAGACUAGCAACGUCAAGGUCAUCAUGGCUACCAACCGAGCGGACACCCUGGACCCUGCUCUGCUGCGUCCCGGUCGUCUGGACCGCAAGAUCGAGUUCCCUAACCUGCGUGACCGACGUGAGCGUCGUCUGAUCUUCACCACCAUUGCGUCCAAGAUGUCCUUGUCCCCCGAGGUUGACCUGGACUCUCUGAUCGUGCGCAACGAGCCGCUCUCAGGUGCCGUGAUUGCUGCUAUCAUGCAGGAAGCCGGUCUGCGUGCGGUCCGUAAAAACCGAUACAACAUCAUCCAGUCUGACCUGGAGGAUGCCUACCAGGCCCAGGUGAAGAGUGGCCAGGAUGAUGACCGCCCCGACUUCUACCGGUAA
Penicillium argentinense is the source of this 1245-nucleotide messenger RNA. RefSeq names its product proteasome regulatory particle base subunit RPT3 (gene rpt3). The record is from RefSeq and is a predicted model, not a curated record. Gene Ontology annotation, biological process: proteasome-mediated ubiquitin-dependent protein catabolic process. Lineage: Eukaryota; Fungi; Ascomycota; Eurotiomycetes; Eurotiales; Aspergillaceae. Gene Ontology annotation, cellular component: proteasome regulatory particle, base subcomplex. The transcript is spliced from 5 exons. Bases 1 to 1245 code for a protein of 414 amino acids. Gene Ontology annotation, molecular function: proteasome-activating activity; ATP hydrolysis activity; ATP binding.